Molecule: messenger RNA, 6768 nt
Organism: Cydia splendana
Lineage: Eukaryota; Metazoa; Arthropoda; Insecta; Lepidoptera; Tortricidae
Product: C-Maf-inducing protein-like
Exons: 14
Coding region: 591-3341 (916 amino acids)
Source: RefSeq, a predicted model, not a curated record
UCAUGAGAAGAUGCCAUCUGUCGUUGGAAUGGAGAACUACGAAGCUAACGUCAUAACAACGGGCGAAGUUUAAUUAGAAAACUUCAUAUCCGGCAUUGAAGGCAGCUGAGUCAGCUCGCUAGAUUAGGAGCGAGCGACCGGAAUACCGAUAUAGAUGGCGCCAGGCACGAACUCGUCGGGCGCCGCUUUCGCGCACGCUGAGCGCCGGCCAUACGGACGUCAAUACAAACAACAAGACUACAAACGAAACGAGAACGUUACGUAUAUGUACAGCUUACGACGACAAGCGCAGCCAGUAGACAGCAGAGCUCAGUUUGCGCACUCUGCUUGUAUUUAGAGGUUGAGCGUGCACCCACUUGACUUGGGGAGAUAUCGUUAUCGCGUGUUCGGAUCGGAUCAUGACUGAUUUGUGCUGUUUAUUCUGGGGAACUCUUGCAAUAGUUUUUUAUACAGUGAGUGAACGCGUUCCGAAUAUUAGGUUUAUAUAGUUCAACGAUUCUUAGUAGUCGAAAUACAAUAUCAAAGUGUAAGUGUAUGUAUACUCAUCUCGUCCUGAUAAAAAUGUGCGCAUCUGUCGUUUCGAUUUGUUUAUGUUUACACAAUCCAGAGCUCGAACUUCAGCUCCACCAAGGACCUGUCUCAGUCUGCAGGACAUAAUUAAAACAUCGUAUUCGACAGUAAGAGUUUUUGACGGGGAGAUCAACUUGUUGCCUUUAAAAAUGCCUUCAUUUAGUCAAGAAAUUAACGUGGAUCUCAAUUCCAACGAGAAAGACACCCUGAAAAAUGAGCUAAGCGAAGAGAAGACGAACGGGGAUAGUAGAUUUGUGCCCACCGAUCGAGGUUCCGACAGCGUUCCGGAGGGACUCAAUACCGACCAACGUCUCGCUUUCGCCUUAAGGGAUUUUCUCUCGGGAUCGUCAAAUGCAGUCAUUAGUGACAGUGAGGGUGAGCCAUCCCCUAUGGCCUUGGAGCACGGGUUACCAUUUAUAGAUGAGCCGAUUGAAUCUGAAGACGUGACGCAAUCGGAUGAGGAACGGCCUGCGUGCAGAGAAACGGAGGAGGUGCUCAACAACGCAGCCUGUCGGCUUAGGCGGUGGCGUGCCGCCUCGCGGAAGCUGAGGCGGCCUAGGAUCAUUGACAAUUUGUGUGGGAGUGAGGACAGGAAGGGUAGCAAGUCGUGUAAUGGUGGGCACACGGACCUGGCGGACCGGCUGCGGAGCCUGGCGGUGGCGGGCAGCAUGUCGGCGUCGGCAGGCGAGUUGCUUUCGCUAGCGCCGCCGCCGCCGGCCGCCACCGCACCGCCUUCGCCUGGCUGCUUGCUCUCACCAUCGCUGGCCGACCAAAGUUCUGCCGAAUACUUUGGCUCAAGUCCAGAAUGCUGUGUGGACAGCGGCGGGUUGGAGAGCAGCGCGCCGGGCCCGCCCCCCGGGCCCCGCUACAAGCUGGCCAGCGAGGGGUCCCUGCGGGUGUGCUCCUUCCAACACACCCGCACCGUCGUCGACAAGAUCCUCGCUGCCAAGUUCCUGCGGCGCUGGGAGACGCACGUCCUCUGCCUGCAGGAGGAGCAUAUAGUUUCUAAAACGCCGUCCGGCAUGCUAGAGCGGCCGCUGCCCUACAGCAGCAUGCAGGAGGUGUACUGCAUAUCCCGGUGGGACACCGCUAGGAAGUACUGCCUUAGGAUCGUCAUGCCCCACGGGUCGCUGCUUUUUCAGGCCAGCGACGCGUACACGAGGGACCAGUGGUAUCACUCCAUUGUAUGGCGAAGAAAUAUGAUAAGAUAUCGCAACAUCCUCACGAAGAGUGAUCGAAAGGAGGUUGUUAUGAAGGAAUUGAAGAACAUGGUGGAUUUCGCGAUGACGACCCCCUUGCAGGACGAGAGUGUGACGCGCGCGCCUCUGCAGACACUGACCGACCUGCUGUCAGAGAAAAAGGAUUGUCCCGAGUGGGAGCAAUGGGCAGAGAAGGCGAGCAUGGUAGCGGCACCUCUGCUCGCCGAGCGCUGCGCGAGCAGCGAACUGUGCGCGUUGCUGGCGCGGCUGUGCCGCCUGCGGCCGCGCGCGGCGCCGCUGCCCGCGCUCGCGCCGCCCGUCCGUCGCGUGCUCACGCGCAACGUCGACUUCGCGAGAGCGCCCAACGCCCGCCGACUCGUCAGAGAUUAUAUUAGUGCUGUAAGCUCCCACAACUCGGGCGCGUCGCUGGUGCGGCGGUUCGUGGAGGUGACGCACGGCGGGCGCGCCGCGUGCCCGCACCCGCGCGCGGCGCCCAACCUCGCGGCCGUCGCGCUGGCCGCGCUCGACGACCGCUUCCGCGACCAGCCCGAGCCGCAUCGCUGCGACGACUCGGAGGACGACGUCUUGUGCUUUGCUGAUAUCUUGGAACACAUGUCAGAAUACGAAGACUGGCUAGUAGUGGUGGGCGGCGUGCUGCAGCCGGUGCCGCUGAGCGGCGGCGCGCUGCGCUGCCCUCGCGUGGCGGCGCGGCUGGCGGGCGUGCUGCGCGCGCUGGCGCGGGACGGGCGCUGCGCGGCGCACGGCAGCGUGGCGGCGGCGCCGGCGCGCGCCAUGCGCCCGCACCCGCCCCAGUGGCUGCGCGCCGCCUCGCCCGCAGACCCCGUGCUGGCGCUGCCGCACGACCACCUGUGUCAGCUGUGGGGAGACAUGGUUGGUAGUUUAUUGAAAUGCUGCGGAAAGAGAAAAAGUUUUCUGCAAAGCAUGAGCAAGCAACUACCAGACUUCGUUCUAGUCGCUUUAACUGAACACCCUGCAGCCCUAGAAGCUCUCUGCCUCAUGCUGGAGUGGGAGGUGGCGAGCGGCGAGCAGACGCAGCUGGAGAUCAUCGCGGCGCUGCAGGGCACCGACCUCGGCCAGAAGUAUUACAAGGAUCUUUGCGAGCGGCAGAAUAAUCUGCAGAGAUUGCAAGCAGAGGGUGGACCGCGACGGUUAGCUUUGCCGGUGCGCGCGACCGACGAGGACGUGGCAGCGCUGCUUGAAGCUGGCGCGCUCGGCAACCUCGAGUGCCUCUCACUCGCCUUCACCAGCGUCACUAGCGCCUGCGCACACCACCUCAUCAAGCUGCCGUCGUUACGAUACCUGAACUUAUGGGCAACUCAAUUCGGAGAUUCUGGAGUUCAGCUUAUCGCGGAGCACCUGCCACGACUGCAGGUCCUCAACUUAUGUGAGACACCUGUCUCUGACAAGGGCAUUGAAGCACUCUCAGCUCUGACCAGCCUCCGUCGCCUGAACCUGAACAGCACGCGACUGUCGGCCGAGGCGUUCGCGGCGCUGCGCGAGCGGCUGCCGGGCCUGCAGGAAUACGACAUCCGCUACACGGAGGCGUGGUGACAGCGGACCUCGCCUCGCCCCUCCACAAGCUCCAACAACACCAUCAUAUAAGCUUCACUCGAUCUCAGAUGUACUUUACAAACGAAUUAAUCUGACUACCAAUCACUGCCGAAACAGGCUGUAAUACAACCAGCAUCAAAUAACAGAGGUGUGUUACUAUCCUACCUAAUUAUAUUACUUAGACCACUUAGGCUUUCAAUAAUCUAUUUGAUGCUGACUGUACCUACAAUUGUCUAACUAAAGCAAAUGCUAAAUCGAUUGCAACUAAAAGUUUUGUUUACAAAUAAGUAUAGGUAAUUUAGGAGUUUGGUUUGUUGAUUUAGAGAUUAAUGCGUUUGUAACCUGCAAUAAAUAAUCACAUUUUUCCGGUUAUAUGGUAAGUAAGUAUCUAUAUUUAGGUCGAAUACUAAAUAUGUUUGUCCUUUAACCUUUUGAACGCCACAGACGGCAAUUGACGUCAGCGCAAGAUCGUGACAACGACGCCAAAGACGGCAUUUGACGUCGAUCGUUUUUUGAUGAAAAUCUACUUAAAAACACCCCACUUUUAGGUUGGCAUUAUUUAUUCGCAAAACUAAAUUUUACCCCCGUGGCGUCAGUGGCACGGCAAAUGGAUGCGCCGUUUGGCGUUCAAAACGUUAAAAACUUAAUGCCAAUAGGUAUCUAGUUUUAUAGUUGGACAAUAGCAUUAAACGUUUGUCAAUGCCGUUCAUGACUUGUUGCUAAUCUAAGCGUGCUUAACGCAGGUCGCAGAGCAUUAUUAGAAGAAAGUUCACAUUUAAUAUUAAUGAUUUAAGGUUUGUCAGCGUUAAUAUUGUGGUUUAAUUGUGAUUCCCAGUAUUUGUCUAUUGUUUCCCAUUUUAUAUAUUUAAUAUAGGCACAAAAAUUACGAAUUUAAUAAUUAUUCUAUGUCAGUAAUUCAUUACUCGGUUUUGUAGAAAAUUCAUUGGUCUUUAGGACUUCAAUGUAAAUAAAUUUAGUUUAGGUAUAAAUGCGAUGUCAGUGAGACUGUUUACACCAAUUAGGUUUAGCGUUUAGAAAAUGUUAAGAUGUUAAUGUCUUAUUCUAUAGGUAUGUAUUAUUCUGUAAGGUGUAUUCGGGUAUUACCGAAUGUCGGAUAAUUCCGAAAAUCAGAUGAAAAUCACCCUUAAUUCCAUCAUAAUAAAAGUCUCUUUUCGGAAUUAUCCGCCAGUUUUCGACAUUCGGAAUUACCCGAGUAAACCUUAUCUGUUUAUUUCCACCCAAAUACCUAAAUGGAGAAUUUUCAUAUUAUUUAAAAUAACUUACGUCAUUAUAAAUAAAUAAUUCUCAGUGUUACCUAAAAUUCACAUAUUUAAAGUUCUCUUUAUGAAAAUAGCGUGAAUUUAACAUAUAAAUUGCUAUUGAUAUCCAACAAAUCCAGUAUUUAGUGUAAUGUAAAUGUAGACUAUUGAAUUCCAAUUAUAGAUAUUUAAUGAUGUGCGGACGGUAAAUUUCGAAAAUUGCAAAAAUUUCCACAUUUUUAAUUUUGUCGAAACCAUACUACUUUUACAUAUUUUUUGUUAAGUUUCUAGAACAUUCCCAACUUAUUGGAUACCUUCCGUAAAUUACACAUAUCUGUAUUUCAAUGCUGCAAUUCAAUUUGAUUAUUUUAGCCCCAUGACUGCCCCAAUCAGUAUUGUAUGUCGUAAUACUUAUAAGUGACCUGCGUGUAUCUACUUAUUCCAUAACGACUACUUUGCGCACUAAAUCCUGUAAAUAAAUAUGUAAAAGCGAGUACAUUUGCAUAUUCCACUGUUGUUCGAGAGCUAGGUAAGAUGUACAUACUUAAUUCUUAGUGCCACCCAUUUUGGCUGGCAGUAAACCUUUAUCGUAAAACCCUGUUCGACUAUCCAUCAGUCGGUACUGAACUGAACGGUACCAUAGGUAUAGUCUGUAGAUUUGAAACAAGCCCCGACGGCUAAUCCUUUGUCUAUUCUUAAGUAAAACCGCGCGUGCUACUUACCUGCAAAAAAGGGUCUAAAUUAUUCCAUUUGCCACCGGAAUCAUCUCGAUGACACAUUUUAGACUGGUUCUGUAGCGUUCUACUCGCCGGCACUCAGUAACCGUAGUACUGAGUGCCAGCGAGUCAAAGCGACCACACACAGCCUAGAAAAAUAUUUUUUCCAUUAGUUCAUUUUGAAUCUUAUUGCAAUUUCCAUUGCUGUUAAAAAUAUACAGACUAUACUGAAAUACAAUUCGCAACCUAAUCCCUGUAAAUAUCUAAUAAAUCUAAUAAUUAAAUAUAAUUCAUGUUAAGUAACUGUUAAAUCAAAAAUAAUCGAGAGAAUACCAAUUUUAACUGAAUAGACCAUCUUAUUAAAAUGGUGACAUACAGUUCGCCACGGUUACUAUUGUUGAACUACUCGCGUCCGUGUACGAUGCUUGCCGCUGUCUGUAAAUCUACAAAUCAAUUGUAGGUAGACAACUUAGAGUGGGCACUAUGAAAUUUGUUUAUGUACUUACAUAAGCACUGUAAGCAUACCUAAGAGAAUAUUAAAUAUGCUACCUAAGUCUAAAAAAAUAUAUCUAUACGAAUUCAUAUGAUCGACGGCGAAUAGUUUUCAAAGAGAUAGAAAGGUAGUCACACAAUCACCCUUUCGUUUUCCAUUUACACUAGUAAUUUUGUCUACCUAUGUCGAAAGCAGUAUUGCAAUAGCGUCCGUCUGCUGGGGUCAGUCACAAUAAAAUGUAUAUGCGUGUUUAUUGUAGGAUUGCUGUUGAGUCGGUUACCUAGAUAGAUACAUGUAGUUAUUUAUUAAAAUAAAAGUUACGCUUAAACUACCUAUUACUAUAGGAUUAUUUUAAGACAUGUUGGCUGUGAGUAUUAAUCCGACAAGCAUUUUUGAAUGUUAGUGUGCUCUUGUGAGGUGUUUCUUAAUUGAAGUACAAUCUCUUAAUUGUAAGUAUGUAUAUAUAUAUAUUAUAUUUCACACAAAUUAUUUAUAUGAUUCUUAUGCGUAAGUCUAUCCAGUUUUAUUAUAUUUUAGUUCAAAAAAAGUAUAGUCCUGAGGCGCUUUUUACACUUGGGCAACUGUUAUAUUCUAGUCGACAACCCCAUGCUAAAACUAAAUUUUUGUCGACGUCGAAUUAGGUACUCGUAAUCGCUCCAGUGAAAAUACGUCUUUAAAUAUUGGUACCUACUACAAUUGCGUUACUAGUUGCGCCUCCUGAAACCAGAGGGGCCAGAGGACGCUUAUAUCUAAGCGUAUUGUAUUUGUCAUUAUGAAACAUUUCAACAUAUCUGAAAUAAUAAUUAAAAUACAUAAUAUCUAAGGUAAUAAAACAUCUUAACAUGGCAAUAGGUAAUAGCCGAGCCAGAUUAGAUAAGCAUCCGAGCAAGCUAUAGGCACACUAGUUGCGGUCGAAGUCAACAAUAGGUAAAUAUGUACAAAACAGUCAACAGUCUUAU